Molecule: messenger RNA, 5528 nt
Organism: Dipodomys spectabilis (banner-tailed kangaroo rat)
Lineage: Eukaryota; Metazoa; Chordata; Mammalia; Rodentia; Heteromyidae
Gene: Zeb1
Product: zinc finger E-box binding homeobox 1
Exons: 10
Coding region: 919-3645 (908 amino acids)
Biological process (GO): regulation of transcription by RNA polymerase II; anatomical structure development
Molecular function (GO): RNA polymerase II cis-regulatory region sequence-specific DNA binding; DNA-binding transcription factor activity, RNA polymerase II-specific
Source: RefSeq, a predicted model, not a curated record
AUUUAGACACAGGCGAGAGGAUCAUGGCGGAUGGCCCCAGGUGUAAGCGCAGAAAGCAGGCGAACCCGCGGCGCAAUAACGUUUUCAGUUUAAAUUCUCAACUGGCAAUUGGCCGAAAACUCCUAUCUGAAGACGUGAGCAUCCAAAUGUCAUUUUGUGAUUUGACUACUAUCUGCUUGACAUAGGAAGGCACUAUCAAGAAAGACUAAUGGAGUGAAUGAAUAACUAUCAAAAGGAAAAAAUGGAAAAUCUUUAACUUCUACUACAGAAGAUUAUAAAGUGAUCCUUCCUGCACCAAGAAAGAUCUGCUGAUCUUUUUCAGUGUUUUUGGAGGUGGGGUGAGAGCUUGAUCAGUUUGUGUCAGCCACCUUGUUCUCUAAAGUUACAAAUUAUAAUACUGUGGUAGAAACAAAUUCAGACUCAGAUGAUGAAGACAAACUCCACAUUGUGGAAGAAGAAAGUAUUACUGAUGCAGGUGAUUGUGAAGGUGGGGUGCCCGAUGAUGACCUGCCCACAGACCAGACAGUGUUACCAGGAAGCAGUGAGCGAGAAGGGAGUGCUAAGAAUUGCUGGGAAGAUGACGUAAAAGAUGACGAAUGUGACUCCGAUGCAGAAAAUGAGCAAAAUCAUGAUCCUAAUGUUGAAGAGUUUCUGCAACAACAAGACACUGCUGUCAUUUAUCCUGAGGCACCUGAAGAAGACCAGCGGCAGGGAACACCAGAGGCCAGUGGUCAUGAUGAAAAUGGAACACCAGAUGCAUUUUCCCAAUUACUUACCUGCCCAUAUUGUGAUAGAGGUUAUAAACGCUUUACCUCUUUGAAAGAACACAUUAAAUAUCGCCAUGAAAAGAAUGAAGAUAACUUCAGUUGCUCCCUGUGCAGUUACACCUUUGCAUACAGAACCCAACUUGAACGUCACAUGACAUCACAUAAGUCGGGAAGAGAUCAGAGACAUGUGACGCAGUCUGGGGGUAAUCGUAAAUUCAAGUGCACUGAAUGUGGAAAAGCUUUCAAAUACAAACACCAUCUAAAAGAGCACUUAAGAAUUCACAGUGGAGAGAAGCCAUAUGAAUGCCCAAACUGCAAGAAACGUUUUUCCCAUUCUGGUUCCUAUAGUUCACAUAUAAGCAGUAAGAAAUGUAUCAGCUUGAUGCCUGUGAAUGGACGACCAAGAACAGGACUCAAGACGUCUCAGUGUUCCUCACCAUCUCUUUCAGCAUCACCAGGCAGUCCCACACGACCACAGAUACGGCAAAAGAUAGAGAAUAAGCCCCUUCAAGAACAACUCUCUGUAAACCAAAUUAAAACUGAGCCUGUGGAUUAUGAAUUCAAACCCAUUGUGGUUGCUUCAGGAAUCAACUGUUCAACCCCUAUACAAAAUGGGGUUUUUAGUGGUGGUGGCCCAUUGCAGGCGACCAGUUCUCCUCAGGGUGUGGUGCAAGCUGUUGUUCUGCCAACAGUUGGCUUGGUAUCUCCCAUAAGUAUCAAUUUAAGUGAUAUUCAGAAUGUACUUAAAGUGGCAGUAGAUGGUAAUGUAAUAAGGCAAGUUUUGGAGAAUAAUCAAGCCAAUCUUGCAUCCAAAGAACAAGAAACAAUCAAUGCUUCAUCCAUACAACCAGGCGGCCAUUCUGUUAUUUCAGCCAUCAGUCUUCCUUUAGUUGAUCAAGAUGGAACAACCAAAAUUAUCAUCAACUACAGUCUUGAGCAGCCUAGCCAACUUCAAGUUGUUCCCCAAAAUUUAAAAAAAGAAAAUCCAGUUCCCGCAAACAGCUGCAAAAGUGAAAAGUUACCAGAAGAUCUUACUGUUAAAACUGAGAAAGACAAAAGCUUUGAAGGGGGAGUGAAUGAUAGCACUUGCCUUCUAUGCGAUGAUUGUCCAGGUGACCUCAAUGCACUUCCAGAGUUAAAGCACUAUGACCUAAAGCAGCCUGCUCAGCCUCCUCCACUCCCAGCCCCAGAAGUUGAGAAGCCCGAGUCCUCUGUUUCAUCGGGUACUGGAGAUGGCAAUUUGUCUCCCAGUCAGCCUCCUUUAAAGAAUCUCUUGUCUCUCCUGAAAGCCUACUAUGCUCUGAACGCACAACCAAGUGCAGAAGAGCUCUCAAAAAUCGCUGAUUCGGUAAACUUACCACUGGACGUAGUAAAAAAGUGGUUUGAAAAGAUGCAAGCUGGACAGAUUUCAGUGCAAUCUUCUGAACCAUCUUCCCCGGAACCAGGCAAAGUAAAUAUACCUGCAAAAAAUGAUGAACAGCACCAAUCUACAAAUGCAGAUGAACCCCAGGACAGCACAAUAAGUCUACAAAGUCCUCUGAAAAUGUCUAAUUCUCCAGGUUUACCAGUGGGAUCAACAGUCAAUGGUUCCAGAAGUAGUACACCAUCCCCAUCACCUUUAAACCUCUCCUCAGCCAGAAACACACAGGGUUACAUGUACCCAGCAGAAGGUGCACAGGAAGAGCCACAAGUAGAACCUCUUGAUCUUUCACUACCAAAGCAGCAGGGAGAGUUAUUGGAAAGGUCAACUAUCACUAGUGUUUACCAGAACAGUGUUUAUUCUGUCCAAGAAGAACCCUUGAACUUGUCUUGUGCAAAAAAGGAGCCACAAAAGGACAAUUGUGUUACAGACUCAGAACCAGUUGUAAAUGUAAUCCCAAGUGCCAACCCCAUAAAUAUUGCUAUACCUACAGUCACUGCCCAGUUACCCACAAUUGUGGCCAUUACUGACCAGAACAGUGUUCCAUGCUUACGAGCACUCGCUGCCAAUAAGCAGACUAUUCUAAUUCCACAGGUUGCAUACACAUACUCAACUACAGUCAGCCCUGCAAUCCAGGAACCACCCCUGAAAGUGAUCCAGCCAAAUGGAAAUCAGGAUGAAAGGCAAGACACUAGCUCAGAAGGAGUAUCAAAUGUGGAGGAUCAAAAUGAUUCUGAUUCUACACCUCCCAAAAAGAAAAUGAGGAAGACAGAAAAUGGAAUGUAUGCAUGUGACUUGUGUGAUAAGAUAUUUCAGAAGAGUAGCUCAUUAUUGAGACACAAAUAUGAACACACAGGUAAAAGACCUCAUGAGUGUGGAAUCUGUAAAAAAGCAUUUAAACACAAGCAUCACUUGAUUGAACACAUGCGAUUGCAUUCAGGAGAAAAGCCCUACCAAUGUGACAAGUGUGGAAAGCGCUUCUCACACUCGGGAUCUUAUUCUCAGCACAUGAAUCACCGCUACUCCUAUUGCAAGAGAGAAGCAGAAGAACGCGACAGCACAGAGCAGGAAGAGGCAGGGCCAGAAGUUCUGAUGAAUGAGCAUGCUGGUGCCAGAGCAUCUCCCUCACAGGGUGACUCAGAUGAGAGAGAGAGUUUGACAAGGGAAGAGGAUGAAGACAGUGAAAAAGAGGAAGAAGAGGAGGAAGAUAAAGAGAUAGAAGAAUUACAGGAAGAAAAGGAAUGUGGAAAACCACAAGGGGAUGAAGAAGAAGAGGAGGAGGAGGAGGAAGAAAUGGAAGAAGAAGAAGAAGUAGAAGAGGCAGAGAAUGAAAGAAAAGAAGCAAACACUGAAGGGCCAAUGAAGGAUGACGGAGCUGUCAGCCAGGCCGGCAACUUAGAACAAAAAGUAAGCAAGAGUACUGAGCAGGUGUCUGAAGAGAAAACAAAUGAAGCCUAAUAGUUUUCUAGAAGGAAAAUAAAUUCUAAUUGGUAAUGAAGUCUGUUCUAUAUUACCCAUGCUUUUCAUGGAAACACAGUACCCUAUGCUGUGAUUCCUAUCACUACUGUGUAAAGUCAGAACUGAAAAAAUACAAAAUACAAAAAAAAAAAAAAAAUCCAGGUGUGCCUGAACCUCAGACCUAGUAAUUUUUCAUGCAGUUUUCAAAGUUAGGAAGAAGUUUGUGACACGAAGCAGAUUAGAAACUUUGAUGACUCAGAAAGCAAAGAUUGAACAGGUUAAAGGAAAAUGAUUAUUAGAUAAGCAUCUAGCGUUGUUUCAUUUUAUCAGUAUUAUUUCUCUUAUGUUGGUUCAUUCUUAAGCUGUACAAUUGGGAGAAAUUUUAUAAUUUUUAUUGGUAAGCAUAUGCUAAAUCCGCUUCAGUAUUUUAUUAUGUUUCUAAAAUGUGAGAACUUCUGCACUACAAAAUUCCCUUCACAGAGAACUAUAAUGCAAUUCCAAACCAUGAAAACUACCUUUUAUAAAUCCAUUCUAGAAGGUAGUAAUUUCUAAUAUUUAGAUGUCAUAGUGGAGCAUAUUGUCAGCCUUAAGGAAGCAGCCGAUAGAAGAACUGAAGUUCCUUACUCAUGUGAUUUUAAUGGAGUUCAGAAGAUGGUCAUUGAGUUCUGACUGCAGGGACUAACAGUGUUGAUACUGGCAAGGACAAACAGAGAUGUCAGAAUCAGUGUUCAAGAUUGUGUUUGAGUAUGUGGUAGCAAAUAUGAAGGAUAUGAUAUGAAGGUUUGUAUCUCCUUUGGCCUUAAGCAAGACCUGAGUGCUGUAAGUGCCAUUUCUCAGUAUUUUCAAGGCUCUAACCCGCCUUCAUUCAGUGUGUGGCCUACAAUAACUAGCAUUUGUUGAUUUAUUCAUUGUAUCAAAAUUCCCAAAUAAAACUUAAAAACCACUGACUCUGUCAGAGAAACUGAAACACAGGGACAUAUCACCCUUCAAUUCCUCAGUAUUCGUUUUCUGAUAAUUGAUUUUCAGAAUUUCUCUACAGAAACAAAAGGGAAAUUUUCUAAUCUGCUUUAUCCAUGUACUUGCAUUUCAGACAUGGACAUGCCAUUGUUAUUUGGCUCAUAACUGUUUCCAAAUGUUAGUUAUUAUGGACCCAAUUUAUUAACAACAUUAGCUGAUUUUUACCUAUCAGUAUUAUUUUGUUUCUUUUAGUUUAUAGAUCUGUGCAACAUUUUUGUACUGUAUGUCUUCAAACCUGGCAGUAUUAAUACCCUUCUUACUGACAUAUGUACUUUUAGUUUUAGAAAACUUUUAUAUUUAUGUGUCUUAUUUUUAUAUUUCUUUAUUUAUUACACAGUGUAGUGUAUAAUACUGUAGUUUGUAUUAAUACAAUAAUAUAUUUUAGUAUGAAAAUUUGGAAAGUUGAUAAGAUUUAAAGUAGAGAUGCAAUUGGUUCUCUUGCAUUGAGAUUUGAUUUAACAGUGUUAUGUUAACAUUUAUACUUGCCUUGGACUGUAGAACAGAAUUUAAAUGGGAAUGUAUUAGUUUUACAACAACAAUCAAGUCAUUUUACCUUUACCCCGUUUUUAAUAUAAAACUCUUAAAUUUUGAAAUUCACUGUGUGACUAAUAGCAUGAUGCUCUGCUGUUUUAUUAAGAGAUUAGCCUAACCAUAAAACUCAUUUCUUUAGCAAGCCAAAUUAGGAUUACCUUAUAUAAACAGUGUUGGGAACAAUGUUUAACAUUUUGUGCCAAUUUGUUCCUGUAUUCAUGUAUGUAAGUUACCAAUCCGACUCUUCAUUUUUAAGUUCCUUGUUACACCAUGGUCAUUUUCUAGUUUUUUAUCAGACUCCCCCAUCUCACAAUAAAAUGCAUCAACAAGCCUGA